AUGGCAUCUGCAUCUAGCAGCAGCGCUAAAAAUCUGUUCAGCGAUUCGAAGCGACGUCUUGCGGAACGAGUUGCGGUUAAUGUGAAUAAUGCCUCAUCUGUAGCUCGCCAAAUCGUACGUGGAUCUAAAUCUAACGAAAUUCUAAUGCAAGCGGCCAAAAACUUUGCUUAUCAUGAAAGUACGGUGGAUAAUAGCAUACAGAAUCUCAAAAAAAUGGAAAUCAUUUUCCAGCAUUUGAAUUACCAAUAUGAUGCCAUCGAGCAGGCUGGAGAGAAACUAGAAUACGUCGAAGAGCAGGUCAAAGCCAUGGAAAGGUGA
Molecule: messenger RNA, 318 nt
Organism: Anopheles nili
Lineage: Eukaryota; Metazoa; Arthropoda; Insecta; Diptera; Culicidae
Gene: BORCS7
Product: BLOC-1-related complex subunit 7
Exons: 1
Coding region: 1-318 (105 amino acids)
Cellular component (GO): BORC complex
Source: RefSeq, a predicted model, not a curated record